AGCAGACUGCAGAACACGAAAACGAAUUGGGUUCGAUAGAGAAUUUUGAGCUAGCUACGAAGGAUGAGCUGAUGUAAAUAACGCCAACGUCAUGUGUACCCGACUAAAAUAAAAUCAAAAAAUACUGCCUGGAUCGACGCAUAUCUAACUGAAACAAUGUACGAUCAAGGUGGGAAUGUCCACACGACGGCAUGACAUUGAACUAAAUCCAGUCCAUUACACAGUUGCAACCAAAAUUGCACGAAUCAAAAGCAUGCAUGAAUUUCGUGUGUCAUCCACGUCUUUGUCACCAGUUGUUUCGUCACAGAACACGUUUUGCAACGGUCUAGCAAAUUGGGCCUCCCCCUAAUUAUGAGGAGUGCGUGGGUGGAGGCAUGGAAUCGCGCGUGCGUUCCCGUGCACGGAAUAUCAAUAAGCCACACGUGUAUGUGUGAUUUGAAACAAGUUUACGAUCGUCGCACUUCGAUUUGGCGCAAUUACGUUCACUCCCCCAGAGGCAACGUAAAUCAAACGCAAUGAUAGUGGGAAAAUGUCUCAGCGGAACUUUUUUGCACCAGUUACUAUUUGACAGCGGUGAUGACCACUGCUAGGCGUUUUCAAUUAAGCCCAAGAAUGGCGACAGUUUUCAAAAUCUUCCUAGCGUUGACGCUUCUUGCAACGGCCAGCGAAGCACUGUCCGUCUACCCGCCUGAUUUCUACAACCUGGACAUUCAGAACUUUCGGUUCUUCAAGCACCAGGGACGACCCCCGCAGCCGGUUCGUUACGGUGUGCGGCCGAUCUAUCCGGAGCCGUCGCUCCCGGAGAAGGGCAAGGCGGUGUACACCUACUUCCGGAAUCUGUUCCUCGGCCAUCCGGUGCAGCAAAAUACGUACCAGAUUGUGUUCGAUCCGGAGCGGGGGCAGCGGUUGAGGGAGGCCUACCAGCGGCAGUUUGGCUAUCGGGGGGAGAAUUUGAUCGCUUACAUUGGAAACGGUCACUCGCCGAGAGAGCUGAGAUAUCAUGGUGCCAUUGGGAGGGAGUUUGGGCGGUACUAGUGGUGUGGUGAUCAGGAGAAAGGCUGUUUGUGAUCUUAAAAAGUGUAACAAUUGACUGCCAAAUUUAUUUUAGUGUUUUGGUGUUGUGUACAUGAGUAAAGCAUCUAGAAAAUAUAUAAUAAUAAUUAAUAUAUUAUUUAUAACCUAAGUAAGGUUCACGUGUAAUAUCAUCCAAUAAGUUAAACUUUGCAGUAUUGCUAUCAGUUGAUCGAUGUGUAAGUUGUUGCUUGUUGCAUUCCCUCGAACAGUCGGGCGAGUCUGUGAAAAAUCAAAAAUAAAAACUAAGAUGAAAAAUA
Culex quinquefasciatus (southern house mosquito) is the source of this 1331-nucleotide messenger RNA. RefSeq lists its product as uncharacterized. The record is from RefSeq and is a predicted model, not a curated record. The transcript is spliced from 3 exons. NCBI's taxonomy places the organism in Eukaryota, Metazoa, Arthropoda, Insecta, Diptera, Culicidae. Bases 577 to 1035 code for a protein of 152 amino acids.